Panicum hallii is the source of this 1401-nucleotide messenger RNA. Its product is annotated as putative pre-16S rRNA nuclease. The transcript has 6 exons. NCBI's taxonomy places the organism in Eukaryota, Viridiplantae, Streptophyta, Magnoliopsida, Poales, Poaceae. The record is from RefSeq and is a predicted model, not a curated record. The coding region runs from base 640 to 1170 and encodes 176 amino acids. Gene Ontology annotation, biological process: rRNA 5'-end processing.
CUCCAGUCCAUCCCCAGAACCUUCUCCGGGGCGCCACCGCCCUCGGAUUCGGACAUGGCCAGCCGCAGCUGCGCGCACGCCGACCGCAGGCUCUCCUCGUUGAUGCUCUCCAGCUCGCCCUUGUUCGUCAUCGCCGCUCCACCUGCGGUACCCACCGGAGCUUUUGAGAUCAACCAAUGCAAGAGAGGCGUAGAGGCACACAUGGAAAGGAGGCAUGUCGUGGCGGACAGCGAAAGAGUGUACCUAGCUUGACGAUGCAGCGGACGGUGGGGCGUCGUGGGGCUCGGCUGCUCCUGCACCGCCUCUUCUGCCAUGGAUGCUUCACUCCUGCAGUCUGCAACAGCCGAAGCGGAGGGGGUCCCAGAGCGACACGGGAAUCUGAGAGCCGCGCCGCGCCGCGUAGUGUGGUGGACAGUGGACUGGUGGUGGGGGCCUAGCGGGGCAUCCAGUUCAGACCUGCCUUGAGCACCGUUGCCCCAUCUGCCGUCGGAUGGUUAUUUCUAUUAAUCUGGGCCGUCCAAACUGGGCACUUCAGUUCCUUUUACUUCCUCUUGUCUGUAGUCCCCGUUCCCCUAACUCCGCCUGCGCGGCUGUGCUGCAGUCGCCCCGAACCCAUCGCCGGCCACGUUGAGGUAUACAAUGAGGCUGCUGCAGGCGGAAGAGCUAUUCCAGAAGGUUCUGGAGGGUGGAUCGAAGACGAAGGUGGCUCGGCUGCUCGGGCUCGACGUUGGCAGCAAGUACGUUGGGCUGGCCGUCUCCGAUGAGAAGAACAGGAUUGCUUUGCCUCUGAGUGUCUUGAGUCGGACAAAGACAAACAUCAACUUGAUGGCAGAUGAUUUCAAAACAUUGGUAUGCUUGAAAUAUUCCCUAGCUGGGUUUGUUGUGGGCUAUCCAUUCAACCUUCAUGGUCAACACAGUCCAAAUGCAGUUCAAGUAAGGCUUCUUGCUGGAGAACUUUGUAAAACAGGGAAACUUGAUGAUCUGUGCUACACAUAUUGGGAUGAAAAUUUCACCUCAAAGUGUGUUGAAGCCCUCUUACAUCCUCUCAAUCUAAAAAAUCGAGAUGAGGCCAAAACAAUUACAGAUAAAUUUGCUGCAGUUUGCAUACUCCAGGGUUAUCUUGAUAACAUGAACAGAAAAUUCAGACCUGCUGACAAGUCUGAAGCAUAAGGUGGCACCUAAUCUCCCGCGAACUAAACCAAAAGAGCAGGGGGUCAUCUUCUGGUAGGUCUGAUUUGUUCAGAGUUUUGGGAGCUUGUUCUUGUCAUUUUGGUUAUUUACAUGGUUUCGAUGUGCUUUUGCCACUCAAAUAUUCUGUAUCCUUGCUCGCUUUCUUUGAUGUGUGGUCAUGAGAGCACUUCCAUCUUUGAGAAAUUAUGCAGGUUUAUAUGCUUAUUUGCA